AUGACCAUUUCCGACAUCAUUCUGUGUUUUCUUUUUUCGGUCUGCUAUGCCAAACCAAUUACUCAGCAAAAUAUGAAUUCUCUUGAGCGCCUUGAGCAAUUCGGCGAAAACUUUUCUUAUGAAGAGUGGGCUUGGUUCUCCAUCAAUUGCAUCCUGCUCGAAUAUGCUGGCAUUCAAUCUCGUUCGAACGAAUCCGAGUUGGAUGAAGUGGAAGAAGCAUGUAUGACGGCACUGUACCGGACGGUAGUGGCAAUGGAGCCAGCAGUUCUAUUCGACCCAAACGAAGUCGAAUGGAACCUGAAUACAUUCUUCAUGCUGGAGACCGAAAUUCGAGACAUGAACGAAGACGAGCAGAAUCACAAAAGGGCGGAGAUCCUUAUAGAAACCAUGAAGAAGUUCCGCGAAUCGAGAGAAGACGAUGAAGGAUUCGAAUCAGAAGAGGAAAUGGACGAAGAUGAAUUUCAAGAUGGGGAAAUGGUCCGCUGGGAAAGCGACGACGAGGAGGAUGAAUAG
Caenorhabditis bovis is the source of this 513-nucleotide messenger RNA. NCBI's taxonomy places the organism in Eukaryota, Metazoa, Nematoda, Chromadorea, Rhabditida, Rhabditidae. The record is from the annotation of a GenBank genome assembly.